CACAUGGGGGAUCUUUGUCUUUUGAUGGGGAGCGAUUGGUGGCGCUGCGCUACGGGCCCAGAAACCCAAAUUCAGUUCCCGCUCACGGCCAGCGAACAGUGACGAUUCGGUCUCAAACGAGUACCCGAUGCGAUCUGCGAACAGCAGCAUUGGGGCGAGGCGGCCGGGCGUGGUGGUGAUGAUGCGCGCUCACAGCACUCGCCCCAACAAACUGCGCUCUGUGUCGACAGUAUUUUAUUUGAGCAGGUAUCCGCCUCCUCCUGCUCCUCACACACGACAGGGGCGGAUAUCCGCUCUUGCACUCGUUGAGUGGUGAGUUCAUCCCAGUUGGUGGCGGUUUACACCACGCAUAGGAACCGACGUUAGGGCCAGAGCCGAAACGUCGUAGGUCAGGGUGGGUGGGUGACUCAGGUGGCCCCUGCCACCCACGCUAAGGGCGCUGACAUCUUCUCCCUGGCAGGGUCGACGUUGGCAUCGCCACCCAUCCACAGCACGCGUUGUGAGUUGGUGGAUUGUGUGUAUGUACGUGUGUGUGUAUGUACGUGUGUAAGUUGAACCUCUUUCGCACCGUACGUUGACAACCGUGCUAAUCGGAGGUGCGGCGUAAGGACUGCAAACUAAACACAAACCACAACUAUUACACGCCUCAAAGACAAACACCCUAUUAUAGCUUUAUUAGACUUGGGACAAGUGCUUUAAGCAACCAUACAAAGACACCCCAUAUAGCCUCAACAAGACUGUAGGGGCAAGUGCUGUAAGCGACCGUAUAAAGACAAAGGUACCCUCAUAUAUAGCCUCAUCAAACUGUAGGGGCAAGUGCUGUUAGCACACACGCCAAGCUGGGCAUGAGCCCAAGCGCGCGCUGCUGCUCGUGAUGAACUCGCCCUUGAUGCUGCUGCUAAUGAUGAUGACGAUUUCGCUGAUUAUGAUAAUGACGAUGACGUAGCUGAUGACGCUGCGUGUUUUCUCCAUCCAAUGCGGCGGUCGCGUUGAGUCGCGUGACUCGCAGCGCGCGCGCCCAGGCGGGGGAAUUCCCUCGCGCGGUGACGUCACUUCUCGGUCGCGCGCGGUGACGUCACUUCGCUCUUCCUCCUCCUCCUCCUCGUCCAUCGUUCCUCUUCAGUCGACUCGAACUGCCGCGCGCAAGCAUCUCCCGCACAUUGAGCUUUGUGCUGGACAGCCUCUGGACAGCCUCUGGACGACAGCUCUCUGGACAGCCUCUGGACAGCCUCUGGACGACAGCUCUCUGGACAGCCUGUGGACGACAGCUCUCUGGACAGCUUUCCCACCGAGCAGGGCGCGUAUCCCGCAACCCGCUGUGAGACCGCGACGUCAGCCACUCCGUGCUUGGAACGGAGCACCGGCCCCGCGUAUUGCCGAUUGCAGUUUGCCCGAGGACUUGGAGGAAAUGGAUUUUCAGAGGAAUCUGAAACAACAGAAGACGAUGGAAGUGAUGAACGACGACAGGCGGCGCUUUGUCAGGUCUGCGGGCAAGUUCAUCAUGGUGGUCUACACCUAUGGCCGGCAAGAAGUUCAGAAGGGGAGGCUGAACAAACAAGACUUCCGUUCGUAUCUCAAUGAGAUUGUUCACUGCAUCUUCUUCCUGGGACAACUGCAGCAGCCGAGCGUGGACCCAGAGCGCAUGUUCCCCAACCAGCGGGCUCUGUCCGCGAUGCGCUCACUCACGGCCUUCACCAUGUUCCGCUCGCGCACUCCCAAGAGGAUGCCGGGCUCCGUGCUCCUCCAGAUGGUGGAGCAAAUCGAGGGCUCCCACAGCAAGCAGGAGAUCCUCAAGACACUGGCCUUGCUUGCCACCAACAUGCUGGUCAAUGAUGCGGGCGGCGGUGGCGGUGAAGAUGACAGUGAUGGUGGCGAUGACGGCAGCGGCGGUGUCGCUGUCCUCAACGUCUUGAGGGCGCCUCUAUAGGGAACCUUCGGCACAAUGCCGCUCGCGCCACGCGGGUGCUGGGCCGCCUCUUCCACCUGAACCCCCUCGUGGUCAGCGCCAUGUACGGCACCCGGGGGGAGUCGUGUUUCCUGGUGUUCCACCGGGGUAUCCGCUGCACGUGCUACACCUAUCACGUGGAAGGCGGCUGCGUGCACUUCCGCCCAGAUGCUACGAUGGCUGCUGCACGUUAUUGGACGGGGUUCACGCGCGGCGCGUUGUCGUGCGGGUGGCCAGUGCCGGGCAUGACAAGAGAUGAUUGGGCGGCUUGCGAGGCGUUAAGUAAGCUGCUGGCGCUGCCCGACUGCCAAAUCGGCGUGACACGUCUGGGGAAGCCGGCGUCCAGGCAGGGAGAGACGGAGCUAUCUCUCAACGCUCUCGUAGGCAAUAGUGUCAGUGACAACGAAUCUCUGGUGCCCUUCGACCCAUCCGCUCCGCUCUAGCCAGCGGUGUCACUCGCAAACGGAAUCCGAAUCUUUAUUUAUCCUGGAGAAAUCCGAUGAGCUUCAUUGUCCAUUGGAUUUCUGAAGGAUGAGCUUCAUAGCUCGUUGGAUUUCUCCGGGAAAAAUUAAGAUUCUACUUUCACUUAACAUUGUUUUUUAAGCUUUGCGUUAUAUGUCACGUAAAUAAUUUAAUUGUACCUGAUAUGAUAUGUGAUACUAAAACAAUGUUGUUUUAUAUAUAGCGUGAUGAUGCGGAUGAUAUUUAAAGAUAUGUCCGUCUAUUCAUUCUAUUCAUGCAAUCGCAGACAGGCCAUGAGGCAGCCAGCCAUAAGUCUGCGCUGUCUACUGCCCAAGCUCUGCGGUUCUUAGUAAACAUAUUCAGAUGUUUUCAGCCACUUGAUGUUAUACAUUAUGUAUAAACACAAGGCCUGAAUGCACACGUUGGAUAUGUAAGGUGCUGGUUGUGUCAAUGCAUUUUAUAUGUUUUAAUGCAUUUUGACCGUCAGUGCUCAUCUUUCGAUUUAAAGCUUUCGUGACUGCAAGGAUUCAUCUUCUUUGGUUCUUUCGGUAAAGUCACGUAGAAUGAGAAUAAAAUAAUAAAUUGAUAAAAUAAAC
This is a messenger RNA of Petromyzon marinus (sea lamprey), 3003 nucleotides long. The record is from RefSeq and is a predicted model, not a curated record. NCBI's taxonomy places the organism in Eukaryota, Metazoa, Chordata, Hyperoartia, Petromyzontiformes, Petromyzontidae.